AUCCUUCUUGAUUUGCAAACCUUGUACUUCAUUCACUUGAUUCAAAAGAGUCAAUCCACUGCCGUCGGAAUGUGGGGCAAUACCGAUAACCUUGCUAGCUUGCUCACAUGGCGGAUAGUAGUUCAUUCUCACCGUUUGCACACCUUCUUUGAACAAAUCGAGCAGCUUUUCGGGCUCCACUCCAAGGUUCUUAGCCAUGGAAAUCAUCAAGCUUUGAGCCACCUUUUCCAGUUCUAUUGAAUACUGGUCGAGAGAUGCC
Messenger RNA from Linum tenue, 259 nucleotides. The record is from the annotation of a GenBank genome assembly. Lineage: Eukaryota; Viridiplantae; Streptophyta; Magnoliopsida; Malpighiales; Linaceae.